GUGGGUGAAAAACAGUUGACUGCCCCGCAGCGCUUCCCUUUCCUGACUGCUUCUCCUCAAUUUUCUCCCUUAUUAACAACUCCCGUUGUCCCAUUCUCUCAAGCUUAUCAUCGUCCUCUUCCUCCAACCGCCGGCCGCGUUCCUCCGCAGCAGUCUGCAAUGGUUAAAGGCCCUCCUCCUCCGCAUUCGGAGAUUCAGAUCAGGACCAAUUCGCGGCGGGGGAACGGCGCGAUACACCCCGUGAAUUCAGACUCGGCGGCGGCUGCUGCUCAACCAGCUCAUCCGCCCCAAAGUUACACGGAAGUGAAGCAUUUCAAGAAAUGGGUCACUUGGCUAAUCCCUUGUUUCGUGGUCGCCAAUAUUGUUAUGUUCAUCAUCACUAUGUACGUCAACAAUUGCCCCAAAAACUCCGUCUCCGACUCUUGCGUCGCGCGCUUCCUGGGUAGGUUCUCAUUUCAGCCCUUCAAGGAGAAUCCUCUCCUCGGUCCUUCCUCCGCCACGCUGCAGAAGAUGGGGGCUCUGGAUGUAAACAAAGUGGUGAAACAACACCAGGGAUGGCGUCUACUUAGUUGCAAUUGGUUACAUGGAGGGCUUUUCCAUGUGUUGGCCAAUAUGUUGAGUCUUUUAGUUAUCGGCAUUCGUUUGGAACAGGAGUUCGGAUUUGUAAAGAUUGGGUUGCUAUAUGUGAUCUCUGGAUUUGGUGGAAGUUUGUUAUCGGCCCUUUUCAUCCAAGGGAACAUCUCAGUGGGUGCUUCCGGUGCGCUAUUUGGGCUGCUUGGAGCUAUGCUUUCUGAACUCAUCACUAAUUGGUCAAUCUAUGCCAAUAAGGUUGCAGCUUUCAUCACACUCAUGCUCAUCAUUGUAAUAAAUUUAGCAGUUGGAAUUCUGCCUCAUGUUGAUAACUUCGCCCAUCUUGGAGGAUUUAUUACCGGUUUUCUCCUCGGAUUUGUGUUUUUGAUUCGGCCCCAAUACGGAUGGUUUAACCAAAGAUAUUCGCCACCUGGGUUUGCUCCUGGCAGGCCGAAAUCAAAGUUCAAGACAUAUCAGUGCAUAUUGUGGAUCGGGUCUCUCAUCUUGGUAGUUGCAGGAUUGGCUGUUGGCCUUGCUGCACUUCUGCGUGGAGUUGAUGCAAACAAACAUUGUUCAUGGUGCCAUUAUCUGUCUUGUGUUCCUACCGGUAGGUGGAGCUGCAAGACACAGCCUGCAUUUUGCUCGUCCAUCCAAUCCGGAACCCAGCUGAACUUAACAUGCUCGAGCAAUGGGAAAUCGGGAGUUUACUUAUUACCUGAUGCGAGUAGUUCUCAGAUACAGGGGUUGUGCCAACAGCUUUGUGGUUGAUCUUGGCUCCACUCCAAUUGUUGGGUUGGAUAGAGCCAAUUUUGUUUGUAUAAAAUUCCUCCCCACCACUUCUUUGAGUACCAUUUCCCAUCUCGUUUCCGCUAUGUGUUUGAUUGAUUUGUGUUGUAUAAAACUAAAUGAUACGGGGAAGAUAGGGGGGUUUCAAUUUAUCGUGCUUUGUAGAUGCCUGAAUCCAUUGUUUAUGAUCUUGCUACUAACAGUCUGUAACAGAUAUCACUGAUUAAUAGACUGUAGACUUUUUAGUUUUUACCAAAAAAAAAAAAAAACACUGUAGACUUCCG
This is a messenger RNA of Linum tenue, 1640 nucleotides long. NCBI's taxonomy places the organism in Eukaryota, Viridiplantae, Streptophyta, Magnoliopsida, Malpighiales, Linaceae. The record is from the annotation of a GenBank genome assembly.